AUGAAUCAAUCAAGAGGCUACGGUGGCCGGAGAAAAGGCAUCCAGAUGGGAAACAUUCUCGGUGACCCUUUUGCCCUAGCCACAAUCUCCAUCUCAGCACUCGCAUGGAUCAUUGCGUUCAUCGGCUUCAUCGUGUCCGCUGUAGAAGCUGAGGACGACCCGGGUUUCAACAACUUCCCCUGGUGGUCCGUCAUCUACAGCCUUCUUCUCAAUAUCUUUGUCUUCGUCAUUGUCGCCAGCGAUACCAUUCACACCUACCACGUCGCCCUUACCGGGUACUGCUCCGCCGGUAUCGUCCUGACUAGCGUCGCCAUCCAUGCCCUCAUUUACCAGCAGAGCGGUGCCAGGCAAGCCGCCGCCGCCGGCUUUGUCCUUAUUGCCAUCAUCCAGAUGAUCUGGACUUUCUACUUUGGCUCGACGCCGUCAUCGACGCCGCGCGCCUUCCUUGACUCCUUCGCCCUGACCAAGGAGUCGGCCACGAUGCACCGUCAGACCAUGAACGCUUACGGCGGCACCGGCCGCCCCGAGACGUCCAACUCUGUCCAGCCCCCGCAGAUGUACACCUCGGCCCAGCUCAACGGCUUCGAGAACCCCUCGCCCGUGGGCGGCACGUCGCAGGUCAACGGGGCCGGCAGCCGCGCCUCGGCCAUGGGUGGCUACAGCUCGUCUCAGCUCCCCAAGUCCGCGGCAUCACCGGGCGCCGACACCGAGGUCGUCCCGCCCACCGAGUACCCCUACCGUGCCAAGGCCAUCUACAGCUACGAGGCCAACCCCGAGGACGCCAACGAGAUUGCCUUUGCCAAGCACGAGAUCCUCGAGGUGUCAGACGUCAGCGGCCGCUGGUGGCAGGCCCGCAAGGAGACGGGCGAGACGGGUAUCGCGCCCAGCAACUACCUCAUCCUGCUAUGA
Molecule: messenger RNA, 909 nt
Organism: Geosmithia morbida
Lineage: Eukaryota; Fungi; Ascomycota; Sordariomycetes; Hypocreales; Bionectriaceae
Exons: 3
Coding region: 1-909 (302 amino acids)
Molecular function (GO): protein binding
Source: RefSeq, a predicted model, not a curated record